This is a messenger RNA of Diaporthe citri, 1737 nucleotides long. RefSeq lists its product as uncharacterized. Lineage: Eukaryota; Fungi; Ascomycota; Sordariomycetes; Diaporthales; Diaporthaceae. The record is from RefSeq and is a predicted model, not a curated record. The transcript has a single exon. The coding region runs from base 1 to 1737 and encodes 578 amino acids.
AUGCAUGAGCAGCAACACAUCAUGAGCAACGGCGAGUCACUCAAUGGUGCCUCACCCUCCAUGCGCUUGUUGAUGAAGCCGCUGUUCAACGACCCUGCCCAAGGAUCGACCGGUCGGCCGGAGCCCAUCGCCAUCAACAUCACCAUGACUAUUCGGGUGCCGAGGCAACGAUUCGGACCCGACACGCCUCUGCUCGAGCUUCCUCUAAUGAUUGCCAAGACCCCCUCAGCUCGUUACGACGACGACAAUCCACUUCUUGCCAGUCUAGACGAUGGGGACUUCCUGCGGCUGAAGUACCGUGAUGAGGAUCCUGUUGAAGGGCCGCGGCUGUGGUAUCUGGACCAGAAUGAGCUUGAGGGGAGGCUGGCAACGAAAGAAACGUCUGUCAUAAAGGUCAGGUUCACUGCUCCUUACAGGAGGACAGAUGAAAAGACCUUACCCGGACCAAGGGUCGACCUAAGGAGGGACAUCACCGGCGGCGGACUGGUCGGCCAGGGUGAGGGGUUCAUCCCCGUGCCGCCUCCACCAACACGCAAAGGCAGUGGCAAUGAGGACGAAGGCGGCGAGGAGCAAAAAGAACUGUGGCAGGUAGCCGUGGAAUGGGACCUCGCCGACGCACCCGAAGGCACCCACGGAGCGUGGUCCCUUGGCGACGAUCAGGCCUCCAGCGCCACCGGCACGAUGGAAUGGACAGUCACCCACGCCAUCUUCGCAGUGGGAUACUUGCAGCGCUUUCCAGACUGGGGUGUCGAUAUCGCCGCCGCCCGGGCCGGGGAGAGCGUCUUCGCCAUGUACUGGCUCGACCCCUCGCCUUACGACAUGGCCGCCCUGGCCCAGUCCACGCGCGCGAUCUACGCCCGCAUCGCAGCGUACUUUGACGGCUCCACGGACCCCUUCCGCGUCUUCUUCCGCCAGAUCGAGGCCAACAGCGGCGGCACGGGCGCCACGCUGAGCUUCAUGCUCGAGUACUCGCUGCUGUCGGUGGGCCAGACGGACGAGCACGCACUUGCGGACCUCCUCGCGCACGAGACGGUGCACGAGUUUGCGCUGCUUGACGAGGCGGCGCCCGGGUCAAGCCCGCCUGAGUGGCAGGAAGACGAGGCUUCUUGGUAUGUCGAGGGCGUUGCGUCGUAUGUUGGCGCGCUGGCUGGGUUGAAUGACCCUACCAGGAAGGAUUGGAUGGUGAAGAGUAUGAAUAACUACGCGCAGUCGUACUACACUUCGCCUGUGGUAGGUAUGCCGUUUGAUGAUGUCCUGUCAGAUUAUUGGGGUGACGUGGAUAUCACCCGUGUCAGCUACUACAGGGGCUUGAUGUACCUGGCGGAGCUAGACGGGAUGAUAUGGAAGGAAUCGCACGGCAAGAAGUCGAUGGAUGAUGUGAUUGUGGACCUGUACAAGCUGAGGAAAGAAGGAAAGCCGUGUGGCUUGGCGACGUUGAAAGAGAAGGUGGCUGAUGUGAUCGGACAGGAAAGUCUUGACAGGAGCUACGACGCCAUGUUCAAGGGCGACUUGAUCAUCCCAUCAGAGGACUGCCUAGAGAGGUACGGACUUAAGCUUGUCAAGAUGGAAUGGAAGAAGUUCGAACUUGGCUUCGACACACAGUCCAUGAGGGAAUUCAAGGUUCGAGGCUUGGUAUCUGGGUCAGCCGCGGACAAGGCGGGGGUUAAGGAAAAGGGGAUGUCAUUGUUAGGGGCUUUAUGGUGUGGGUCGUCGAAGACGAGUUGGAUGUUCCCAUGA